CUCGUCACCCGCACCCCCUAACUCGUGGUGCCUUUCUUGGAGAAGCCAUUUGUGCUUUCCUAACCCUCACCGCCGCCUCUCUCCCCCCUUCCAUUCCCUUCCCAAUCUCCAAGCUGCCAUGGCCUUCACCGCCCCCAAGCAGCUCCUCCGGCCCCAGAUCCACUCCUCUGCUGCACCACGGAGGGGCAAGCAUCCCUCCUCCGACAGAUCCAUGGCCCCUAAACCUUCCAUUUUUGGUGCCUGCAAGAAAUCCCUUUCAGCCUUCUCCGCCUCCGCGGUCUCCUUUGCCGCCGCGGCUGGUGGCGGGUUCAUCUUGCUUGCUUCGUCCUCCCCUCCCCCCAUUGACGGCGGCGGUGGCGGAGGUUGGUACCGGGGAGGCGGCGGCGAUGGGGGUGGUUUCUGGUCUAACCUGUUCUCCCCGUUGGUGGCGCUUGCGAAGGAGGAGGGCGGCCCCGGCCGGGAGUGGGACCCCCAUGGCUUACCGGCUAACAUCGUCGUCCAGCUCAACAAGCUGAGCGGCCUCAAGCGGUAUAAGAUCUCCGACAUCCUGCUCUUUGACCGCCGGCGCUCGACCACCGUCGCCGGCACGGAGGACUCCUUCUUCGAGAUGGUGUCGCUGCGCAACGGUGGCGUCUACACCAAGGCCCAGCUCCAGUCAGAGUUGGAAAACCUGGCCGCUUCCGGCAUGUUUGAGAAGGUCGACCUCCAAGGCAAGACCAAGCCCGAUGGCACCUUGGCCCUCACAGUGUCGUUCGCCGAGAGCACGUGGCAGUCUGCGGACGCAUUUCGUUGCAUCAACGUCGGACUGAUGCCGCAGACGAAGCAGAUGGAGAUGGACCCGGACAUGACGGAGAGGGAGAAGUUAGAGUACUUCCGAAGCCAGGAGAGGGAAUACAGGAGGAGGAUCGAGCGCUCAAGGUCAUGCUUGUUGCCUGUGACAGUCCGGCGGGAGGUGAUGCAGAUGCUCCGCGAGAGGGGGAAAGUGAGUGCUAGGUUGCUGCAGAGGAUUCGGGACCGGGUGCAGAAGUGGUACCAGGAUGAGGGGUAUGCUUGCGCCCAGGUUGUCAAUUUUGGGAAUCUGAACACAAAGGAGGUGGUGUGUGAGGUCGUGGAGGGUGAUAUUACUCAGCUUGACAUCCAGUUCCUGGAUAAGCUUGGAAAUCUAUGUGAAGGGAAUACUCAUUUGGCUGUCAUUCGCCGGGAGCUGCCCAGACAGCUUCGACCAGGGCAUGUCUUUAACAUAGAAGCAGGAAAGCAAGCUUUGAGGAACAUAAACUCGCUUGCUUUAUUCUCCAAUAUAGAGGUGAACCCACGACCAGAUGAAAAGAAUGAAGGAGGCAUAAUAGUUGAAAUCAAACUCAGAGAAAUGGAUCAAAAGACAGCUGAAGUAAGCACCGAAUGGAGUAUCGUACCUGGACGUGAUGGACGACCAACACUGGCUUCAGUUCAACCUGGUGGAACUGUUUCAUUUGAACAUCGCAACAUAAAUGGUUUGAACAGAUCAAUUGUUGGUUCGGUUACAUCGAGCAAUCUUCUCAAUCCUCAGGAUGAUUUGUCUUUCAAGCUUGAAUAUGUGCACCCUUAUCUAGAUGGUGUGACCAACCCUCGCAACCGAACCUUCCGCACCAGCUGCUUUAACAGCCGGAAGUUAAGUCCUGUCUUCACUGGUGGUCCAGGUGUAGAUGAAGUUCCACCUGUAUGGAUUGAUAGAGUGGGCUUUAAAGCCAAUAUAACCGAGAGCUUCACCCGACAAAGCAAAUUUACUUAUGGGCUUGUGAUGGAAGAGAUCACAACCCGUGAUGAAACUACUAGCAUUUGUACCCAUGGUGCUCGAGUGUUACCUAGUGGUGGUUUAAGCAUGGAUGGGCCUCCAACAACCCUCAGCGGUACUGGCAUUGAUCGCAUGGCAUUUGCACAGGCGAAUAUUACACGUGACAACACAAAGUUUCUGAAUGGAGCAACCGUUGGUGAGAGAGAUGUCUUCCAGCUGGACCAAGGUCUUGGAAUCGGCAGCAACUUUCCAUUCUUCAACCGCCACCAGCUCACAUUAACCCGGUUCAUUCCAUUGAAGAACGUUGAAGAAGGCAUAGGUAAAUCGCCACCACCUGUUCUGGUUCUUCAUGGACACUAUGGUGGUUGUGUUGGAGACCUCCCAAGCUAUGAUGCUUUCACUCUUGGAGGUCCCUACUCGGUGAGAGGCUACAACAUGGGAGAAUUGGGUGCCUGCAGGAACAUUAUCGAGCUUGCCACUGAGCUGCGAAUCCCCGUGAAGAACACCCAUGUAUAUUUGUUUGCGGAGCAUGGAAAUGACCUUGGCAGUUCGAAGGAUGUAAAGGGAAACCCGACUGAAUUUUUCCGCCGAGCUGGGCAUGGCUCCUCCUAUGGUGCUGGUGUGAAGCUUGGGAUGGUGAGGGCUGAGUACGCCAUGGAUCACAAUUCUGGUACUGGUGCAGUAUUCUUUAGGUUCGGUGAGAGAUUUUGAGGGGAAUUUUACAGGCUUCAGUAAAAAAAAUUUAACCAGGUUUUUCCAUCAUCAUUUCUAUAUUUACAAGAUAUUACGUUCAACAUGCAAGUUAUAGUGUGCUGUUUAAAUUUGUGUUUUAUGCCUUUAUAGAUCUUUGAACUAAAUGAACAGCAGAACCGAACUGUUUCUUAUUUGAUUUUCUUUAUGCAACAAAGGAUUCAUUAUAUUUU
Musa acuminata subsp. malaccensis (wild Malaysian banana) is the source of this 2694-nucleotide messenger RNA. RefSeq names its product protein TOC75-3, chloroplastic. NCBI's taxonomy places the organism in Eukaryota, Viridiplantae, Streptophyta, Magnoliopsida, Zingiberales, Musaceae. The record is from RefSeq and is a predicted model, not a curated record. Gene Ontology annotation, biological process: protein import into chloroplast stroma; intracellular protein transport; chloroplast organization. Gene Ontology annotation, cellular component: chloroplast outer membrane. Gene Ontology annotation, molecular function: protein-transporting ATPase activity.